This is a messenger RNA of Aspergillus uvarum CBS 121591, 7474 nucleotides long. RefSeq names its product protein kinase MEC1 (gene atrA). Gene Ontology annotation, cellular component: nucleus. Gene Ontology annotation, biological process: DNA damage checkpoint signaling; protein phosphorylation; telomere maintenance. Bases 83 to 7474 code for a protein of 2463 amino acids. NCBI's taxonomy places the organism in Eukaryota, Fungi, Ascomycota, Eurotiomycetes, Eurotiales, Aspergillaceae. The transcript is spliced from 26 exons. Gene Ontology annotation, molecular function: protein serine/threonine kinase activity; protein binding. The record is from RefSeq and is a predicted model, not a curated record.
UUCGCCAUCACCUGUCAAUGCCCAGCUUCCGCAUCGCUUAGGAUUUUUGAAUACACAUCCACCAUGUGUGGUUGCAUCACCAAUGGCAACAUUUGAGCGCAAAUCGUCUCGAUUCUCCACAUCGAAGACCAGCCGAUCGAACGUCGCAGGAACGGUUUCUACGACCCUGGCGGCGCAGCUGGUUCCGCGUCUGUCCUCGCAAGGCGACCAGACGCGUAUCCUAACCAAAGAAGCUUUCUCACAACUGCGGCAUGAACUUCUUGAAGGCAAAUACAGCCAGCUGCUAUCCAAUGACAGCGUCGCCGAUGUAAAAAAGCUUCUUUGCAUCGCCCUCAAAGCCGGUCUCGAGCCAUGUAUCGAGGAUCAGGGGCGCCACCGGGAGGCCCUAGCAAACCAGCUCUGGGACUGCCUGGAUAUUGUACAGGCCGUUGUCGACAAAGCACCUUUGGUUCUCGUUGAGGUUGCAGAUCCGGAGAUUCUGGGAAAGGAUGAACAGGUUCCCCUGUACUCGUGGCUGCUUGUCCGACUCCUGCGAGCGGCAAGUAUCUGGGAGAUAGACAGACUUAGAGAAAAAGUCAAUAGCAUCCUCUCGAGCAUAACGAGUGUGCCCAAUAAUCAUGCCAGAAUCUUCCCUUCUUUCCUUUGUAUCUCUUCGUUCUUACGAUCAUGCACCAUGGACCUUCUGUGCUCUCUAGAGGCUUUUCAUUCUCAAAGAUUAUCCAAUGAGCAUGCGACCAGGUCUCCUGUAGUCAACUUGAAGCAACAAUUCUGUAUAGACCUUGUGAAACUCCGUCUUCCGCAUGGCUCAUUCAAUAGGACCAUCAACUCAGGGUCAUUGCUCCAGAGCUUCUUACUCUGUGCUGAUAUGUUCAAGUCUAACAUACACGCAUAUACUUCAUCUGCCGCCCCUUUUGAUCGGCAUGAUAAGAUAUGGCUUUGGAACGGUUAUCAGCGCCUGUGGGACCUGGCCAUUUCCUGGCUCCAAAAGACUUUGCCCGCUCCGAAAGAGACAACCACACAAAUUUGUGUCCGUGUGAUAGCCGCAGCUGGGACUCUCUUCACCGAGGGGAGAUGCACAGAUCAAGACUUGGAGUUGGUCCACAUUGUUCUCCAAAAAUUGGCAGAUAUAUUGACCACAGACGACCUAAGGGAUUUUCCAGUUGUUCAACUAGAAUUGAGCCACCUCUUAAACAGAGUUGUUGACAUUUUGAGAUGUACAGUGCGUUGCACUAGCAUCACGGACAAAUCGAAUCUGUUGAAGAAGGCAAUGACGGAGAGACUUGCAUUCUUUCGGUCUUUAGAGCCGCGUCUUCAGACAUCGAUUGAGAAUCUUCUGAGAAGAGCCUUGCCAUCAAAAGCGGAGUGUACCACUGUCUCUGAGACUUCUGUCGCUCUCACACAGCACGUAGUGCCAGGGAUUGUUCAACCACAAGAGUCACGCACCACUAACCCAGCAGUUGACACCACUGAAAGUGGUAAUUCCGUGAAGCGCCGCCGUGUUUCGCAUCCUGAUGCAACUAUAAUCAACCGCAGUAUGCCGCAAAGGCUUGUGUCUGAAUUACUCAAGUUGCUUUGUGAUCAAGACUCCAGCGACAUCAAGGACCUUGGACCUUCCGUGUCUGAGUAUUUUGGCGAAAUUAGUGAGGAGAAAAAAUGCGAAGUUCUACACACCCUAGGGCUUUUACCUUGCGCUAUGGCUAGAAGCUUGGCACGCAUUGACGGCGCUACCUCGAACGAUGCAUUGCAUUGUCGCUUUUGCGACGAUGAAAGCAGAAAAGCCCGUUUCGACUCGAACGAUCAAUGUCUCAGGGCUGACCUACUGGGUGAUGUGUUUGCCUCCAUAUUACCUACGCUGUCCCGCACUGCGCCUUUGAGAAUAGCUGCAAUAUCUGCUUUACGUAGGGUCAUCAUGCAUGCUCCGAACUCUGAAUAUACGCGGCUCGCCACCUCCGUCUUUGGGGACUUCUAUCUACACUCUAUGAGGAGCUCUAUAAGAGAACUACGAAUUAUGGCUGGUUUUUCAAUUACUUCGUUUGUUCAGAGAAAACUGGACCGAGAUGUUAGGCACGACAACUUCAUAAGAAUCUUGGAUUGGUUACGCGGGAUCGCAGAGAAGAAGGACGUUCAUUAUCAUGAAAGUUGUAUCUUGACACUUUGUCGGCUUGCGAUGUUCUCCUAUGACGAAGAAAUGAACAUCAUUUUGCUGCGCCUUGUUGAAUAUCUGGGUCACUCGAACCCAUUCGUCUGCUCCAUCGCAUACACUGAACUCUCCAGACUGGCGCAAAAUCUCUCACUUACUCCCGGUGGCUUGUUUCGACCAUUCUGGAGUACCAUCUCUGUGACCGUGGUCAAAAGUUUCCAAUCUCGCCCUUACAUGGCAGAACAGCUGUGCGAUCUCCUAGGGAUGAAAGUCGAUGACUUCUUACGAUUAACUGAGGUUUAUGUUUUACCUUACCUCGUGCUCACACAGAAACGAGACAUCAUCGCUAGAGUAGGCGCCACGUACAAAGAAGUCAGAACGCCGUUCGAUAUAUGCUCAGAGAAGAACAAUCUCGCCGCUAUACUAGCGUUCUUGUUGAGCCAGCCAUCAUCAUUGGACCCGGAAGAUAGUAUAAUGUCCACCCUAUCCACAGUGGAUGCCGCCUUCGCUGGACGUACCUUAGCCGAUCUCUUGAGGGUCGAGCCGAUUCUCAUCGCAUGUGAGAUUCUCAAGAACUUGGGGGACUCGAGCGUCAAGAAAGGAGCAAGGUUCCAGCGAGCACUUCAUCUCCUCGCCACCCUUGUCCCACGGAAAUCUGCCAAUGCACAAAAACGAGGCAACUUGAUCGGUCACUUCAUCGAAGAGCAUGUCCUUGGCAUCAUCACACAAUUUGCACAUGCCAUAAACGAUUUUCAAAUCAGACAGUCACUCAUGGAAAAGAAAAGAAAUCUUGCAGCUAUUGGAGAGAUGAUCAAGGUCGCUCGAGGUCACGUCAGUAGUGCUUUGCCGCAGAUAUGUGCAUGCUUACGAUCCGCACUCGAAAUCAAGGAUUUGUGCAAUCAUGCAUUCAUGGUAUGGAGAGUCCUCAUUAGCACUCUUCAGGGGGAAGAGGUCGAGCCCCUCAUUGAUCAGACAAUGUCUAUAGUGAUAAAGUACUGGGACAUGUUAACCGAAGAAACACAAAGCCAUGCUCACGACUUGGUUGGUUAUAUCAUACACCACCAUAGUGAUGUGGUACGCGAUAUUUUCCAUACAAUGCCCUCUCUUUCUUUGAUCCCGAGGCUAGCCAGCCUUGAGGUGGAGAUCAGCGAGCUUAGAGGAAAGAUGGACGUUCGGAGCCAAUUCUUAGCUUUCAUUCGUCGCAGCCAAAGUGAAAACGCGGUGGUCAUUGAGCAAACUUUGAAGGAGCUCGUUGCCUUUCUUUCUGGCAACGAAGAAUUUGUUCAUGCCUCGGUGCUUAGUGAGCAACCAGAUCCGGUUGUUUCACAGCUGACUCGAGCCUUGCUUGAUUGCUGUGUCAAAUUUAAUGCGAGCUCGGAAUCCAUCACUAUUCUCUCGGCUCGGUGUCUGGGACUAAUCGGCUGUCUUGAUCCCAAUCGAGUAGACACGGUAAAAGAGAAGAAAGAUAUACUGGUCCUAUCGAAUUUUGACAGCAUGGAGGAGACUUUUGACUUCAUUCUGUUCUUCCUGCAGCACGUUCUCGUCGAGGCAUUUUUGUCAACAUCUAACACGAGAGCCCAAGGAUUUCUCGCGUAUGCAAUGCAAAAUAUGCUCAGGUUCUGCAACCUUGACUCGGCCGUGAUUAACCGGUCUCGAGAUGUUCAGGGGGAGGAAAAAUAUCGACGCUGGAUGCAACUGCCUGAGGCUGUUCGCAACAUCUUGACUCCAUUCCUAACAUCAAAGUAUACAGUUACGAUUGGUGCCAUCAACACUAAUUGCAAAUCUCCUCUCUUUUCUUUGGAAUUGACGCAUGGCAACUGGCUUCGAAGCUUUGUGCAAGAUCUGUUACGAAGUGGGAACGGCGAUAAUGCACGACUCAUAUUUAGCGUCUGCAGUCGCAUCGUUAAGGGGCAAGAUAUCUCGAUAGCGUCAUUCCUUUUGCCAUUUGCGGUUCUAAACCGCAUAGUUGGCGGAACGGAAAGUGAGAAGCAAGAUUUGCAAUGCGAACUGGUACAUACCUUGUCUUAUCCUCUUCCGCAAUCGAACAAUUAUGCAUACGAGAACAUAUUAUUAUGCAGUCAGAGUAUCUUUGAGGUUCUGGAUUAUCUUUCGCGAUGGCUACAAGGAAAGAAGAAACAACUCAAUAGCUCCAAGCAUCACAGCCAUUACAUUAGUCGUACUCACAAGGAAGCGUCUCGCGAAAUGCUACUGGAUACGUACGCAUCGCAGGUGAAAGCCGUGGAAGCCUUGUUGAUUUCAAUACCCCCAGAGAUCAUAUCAAGGAGAGCAGUCGAGUGCAAGUCAUUCUCACGGGCCCUGUUCCAUUGGGAGCAGUACAUUCGUCAGUCCAAUCGUCAGUCCGGCACACGGCAGCCUUCCGGAACCGAGUCUCUAUACCAGCGUCUUCAGGAUAUCUACAGCCAGAUUGAUGAACCAGACGGCAUUGAAGGAAUUUCGUCUAGUCUUCAUGCGUUGAACAUCGAUCAGCAAGUGCUUGAACAUCGCAAGGCAGGAAGGUGGGCUACUGCGCAGAGCUGGUAUGAGCUACAGGUCCAGAAAGAUCCAGACAACGGCGAAGCGCAAUGGAAUCUGCUUACUUGCCUUAAGGAAUCAGGACAGCAAGAUGCUAUUCUCACCAGAUUCGAGGUUCUCACAAGUCCUGUUCUAAGGAGUAAGUUUCUUCCCUUCGCAGUUGAAGCAUCUUGGAUUACCGGGAACUGGGAUCGGCUACACAAUUAUCUACGACUUGGCUCGCAGGAUACGUCGGAUUUCAAUAUCGGGAUUGGAAUCGCUUUCGACGCACUUCGUCAUGAUGACAGGGCAAGGUUUGAGCAACUAAUCAACGGUCUACGACUGAAUGUUGCCAAGUCACUGACAGCCAAUUCGGUGACUUCCUUGCAAUCAUGCCAUGACAGUAUACACAGGUUGCAUGCUUUAUGUGAGAUCGAGUUCAUUGUCAAGAUAGGACACGAGCCUUGCAUCGAGCAAAGAUCACGGUCAGAAGUGCGUGCUGUUUUGGACCGUCGCCUGGACAUUUUAGGAGGAUAUAUCUCCGACAAGCAAUACCUGCUUGGCCUUCGGAGGGCAACAAUGGAAUUGACGGGCAAAUUUUCCGAUUCCGAAAUAGCAGCUGCUUGGCUGGCUAGUGCCCGUCUUCUCCGGAAAGGCAAUUAUACCAACCAAGCAUAUCAGUCGAUGCUUCAUGCUGCCCGCUUGAAAGACCGAACAGCCACUAUCGAACACGCUCGACUUCUGUGGAAAGACGGUCACCAUCGGAAAGCGAUACAGACGCUUGAAGGUGCAAUCAUGGCUAAUGAAUUUUCAACGUCAGGCGAUUCCGAUUCCGGAUCCCUACUACGUGAAAAACACCAGAAUAUUCUUGCAGCUAGGGCCCACUUGCUCCUGGCAAAAUGGACGGAUCGUGCCGGUCAAACUCAAUCGGAUGUUAUCGUUCAGAGGUUCAGGGAAGCCAUAAAACUUCAGCCAAGGUGGGAGAAAGCACAUUAUUAUCUGGGAAAGCACUACAACAAGAUAUUGGAUUCUGAGAAGGCAAAGCCACUAGGGAAGGAGGCACAGAUCUAUUUGAGUGGCGAAGUCUCAAAGCUUGUUGUCGAUAAUUAUCUACGAUCAUUGGCUCAUGGAAAUAAAUAUGUUUUUCAAUCACUCCCCAAAGUGCUGACGCUGUGGUUGGAACACGCAUCUAUCGUGGAACAGCCAUUUGACCCUAAGCGUGGAGACAAUGAGGAUUUUCAAAAGCAUACCCUACAGCAGCGAAAGAGAAGCCUCGAAGACAUACAUUUGCAGCUAAAGAAGUACAUACAUCGAGUCCCAGCUGCGUUGCUGUUCACAAUUCUUCCUCAGGUCCUAGCUCGUAUCUGUCAUCCGAAUGCCACAGUAUACGACCUCUUGACAAAGAUUGUGGCCAAAGCUGUGAAUUCUUUUCCUCAGCAAGGGCUAUGGACAGUUCUCGCUGUGGUCAAGUCGUCAUCUAGAGACAGAGCCUCGAGAGGUAUUAGUUGUCUCCAGAGAAUUACAGACAUGAACAAGAAAUCGAAAGCAGAGUCAUCCGUGUCUGACAUGCGUGCAUUGGUUAAUCAAGGCCAGAAAUUCUCAGAUGAGAUGUUGAGACUAUGCAUAGCACGCAUCGAAGAGAAGGUAUCAAGGGUAAAUCUUAGAACUCUUGGUUUCAAUCAUAAAGUGGCCCCUUGUCGACUUGUCGUGCCUUUUCAGGCAAUGUUAACGCCGAUCUUACCAGCCAGUCAUGAUUCAGAAUAUCUCAAGAGUUUCAGGGCCUUCCCCAGAGAAGCAAUCACAAUCGAAGCUGUCCUCGAUGAUGCUCAAAUCCUGAAUUCACUUCAAAAGCCGCGUCGUAUCAGUAUUCGAGGGUCUGAUGGAAGGAUUUACAGUAUUCUAUGCAAACCUAAGGAUGACCUUCGCAAGGACCAACGCCUCAUGGAGUUCAAUAACAUGAUCAACAGAUUCUUGAAGAGAGACGUCGAAUCGAGCAAACGUCGAAUGUACAUCAAAACGUAUGCGGUGACGCCACUGAACGAGGAGUGUGGACUCAUUGAGUGGGUGGAUAACCUCCGCACGUUGAGAGAACUUGUCAUCAAGCUUUUGAAAGAGAGAGGAAUUUCGCCAAAUUACAGCGAGAUCAGGCAAAAUCUCAUUGAAGCCUGCUCAGAGGCUUCGAAACUCGAUUUGUUUUCAACCAAGAUUCUUGCUAAAUUUCCUCCGGUGCUCUAUGACUGGUUUGUCGAGAUGUUCCCUGAAACGGAAGCAUGGUUUGCAGCCAGGAUACGUUACACCCGAUCCUGCGCUGUUAUGUCUAUGGUUGGUUAUGUCCUAGGGUUAGGUGACCGUCAUGGUGAGAACGUUCUUUUUGAGGAAGGGACAGGGGGGGUACUACAUGUUGAUUUCAAUUGCCUUUUUGACAAGGGCUUGACCUUCGACAAACCUGAGCUAGUACCUUUCCGCUUGACACAGAAUAUGGUGGAUGCGUUUGGCGCCUAUGGGUACAAUGGUCCAUUUCGCAAAACUUGCGAGAUAAGUCUAAGAUUGCUUCGCCACAAUGAAGAUGCACUCAUGACUGUCCUGGAGACUUUCCUGCACGAUCCGACCACAGAUUUCAUAGGGAAAAAACGUCGCACACAUGCAAGUGUGCCCGAUACACCCGCCGGGGUACUAGAAAAUGUUCGCAACAAACUCCGAGGUCUCCUACCGGGGGAAUCUAUCCCACUUUCCGUCGAUGGCCACGUCGAUGAAUUAAUCAUACAGGCAACCGAUAAGCGAAACCUGGCAGCUAUGUAUAUUGGCUGGUGCUCCUUUAUCUAG